UAGGCUGAGGCGAGGGGAAGCCUCUCCCCCUCUGCAACCUCAGCGCCCCGCGCUGGCUUCACAGCUGUUUGUAGGCCUGGGGGUGAGGGUCUGCGGAAGGUAGAGCCGGCUGCGGCCCCGCCCGCCCACCCGCCGCUGCGUUCGCCGGCUCCUGCCGCCUUUGCCCUGCCGCUGGGGCGGGCCGCCGAGCGGGCGCCUCCGGUGCGGCUCCCCGUGCUUCUGACUGACAGGCACUGUCCCCACAGCCCGCGCUGCCCGCCACGUCCCCGGUCUCGGCCGACGGCACAGCGUGGCGAGUGACCUUUCCGAGCCCAGCGCGAUGAGUGCUACCUGCUCCCGGCUGGCCCGUCUGCCUCGGCGCCGCUGGCGUCGGCUAGUGCCGUUCCCGCCGCCGCCGCCGCCGCCGCGGCCACUGCUGUUGCUGCUGCUACUGGCGGCCGUAGGGCCGGCACACGGCUGGGAGAGCGGAGACCUGGAGUUAUUUGACUUGGUGGAGGAGGUGCAGCUCAACUUCUACCAGUUCCUCGGCGUGCAGCAGGAUGCUUCAUCUGCAGACGUUAGAAAAGCAUAUCGUAAGCUUUCACUAACUUUGCAUCCAGACAAGAAUAAAGAUGAAAAUGCAGAAACUCAGUUUAGACAAUUGGUGGCCAUUUAUGAAGUUUUAAAGGAUGAUGAACGAAGGCAAAGGUAUGAUGAUAUUCUGAUCAAUGGACUUCCAGAUUGGCGACAGCCUGUAUUCUACUACAGGCGGGUGAGAAAAAUGAGCAAUGCUGAGCUGGCAUUACUUUUGUUCAUUAUUCUCACAGUGGGUCAUUAUGCUGUGGUUUGGUCAAUAUACCUGGAAAAACAACUGGAUGAACUGCUUAGUAGAAAAAAAAGAGAAAAGAAAAAAAAGACAGGCAGCAAGAGUGUGGAUGUAUCAAAACUUGGUGCUUCAGAAAAAAAUGAAAGAUUACUGACAAAACCACAAUGGCAUGAUUUGCUUCCAUGCAAGCUCGGAAUUUGGUUUUGCCUUACACUAAAAGCAUUGCCUCAUCUAAUCCAGGAUGCUGGGGAGUUUUAUGCUAAAUAUAAAGAAACAAGAUUGAAGAAAAAGGAAGAUGCAUUGACCAGAGCUGAACUUGAAACACUUCAAAAACAGAAGAAAGUUAAAGUAAAAAAACCAAAACCUGAAUUUCCUGUAUAUAUGCCUUUAGAAAGUGCAUAUAUUCAAUCUUAUGAUCAUGGAACUUCUAUAGAAGAAAUUGAGGAACAAAUGGAUGAUUGGCUAGAAAACAGAAACAAAACACAGAAAAAACAGGCAUCUGAAUGGACAGAAGAGGACCUCAGCCAGCUGACAAGAAGUAUGGUUAAGUUCCCAGGAGGGACCCCAGGUCGAUGGGAAAAGAUUGCCCACGAAUUGGGUCGAUCGGUGACAGAUGUGACAACCAAAGCCAAGCAACUGAAGGAUUCAGUUACCUGCUCCCCAGGAAUGGUCAGACUCUCUGAACUCAGGUCUACAGCUCAGAAUUCCAGGCCCACCAAGGCCACCACGGCCGUGCCAGAUGACAUCAUCACCCAGAGGGAAGGCGCAAAGCAGGCUGAGGGUGAGGAAGACGAGCCGGAGGGCGACGACGACGAGCCGGAGGCAGUGGUCCCGGAAAGCCGGCCACGGAGGCGAAGGCCAGCCAGGCCGCCUGAGGCCACAGCAAAGGUGGAGCCAGAGGAGAAGGUCAGAGGAAAGAGGCAGAAGGACUUUGAUAUAUCAGAACAAAAGGAAUCCAGCGAUGAGGAGAGCCAGAAGAAAGACAGAACUCGUGCUGCCGAGGAGCCAUGGACUCAGAGUCAACAGAAACUUCUGGAAUUAGCAUUACAGCAGUACCCAAAGGGAUCCUCUGACCGCUGGGACAAAAUAGCCAAAUGUGUCCCGUCUAAGAGUAAGGAAGACUGUAUUGCUAGAUACAAGUUGCUGGUUGAACUGGUCCAAAAGAAAAAACAAGCCAAAAGCUGAGUAUUCUGGAAGAUGAUGCUCACCUUCAUUUUCCAAAAUGAUUAUUUUAAAAGUCUUAUGCAGAAAUUUGUAUUUUGUACCUCAGUAUUUCUAUACGUCAUGUGCCUUAGUAAAAGAAAAAAAAAAUUAAAAAAUUUUAAAAAUGUUGUGCUGUAUUGUUUAAA
Odobenus rosmarus divergens (Pacific walrus) is the source of this 2154-nucleotide messenger RNA. It is a transcript of the gene DNAJC1, whose product is annotated as DnaJ (Hsp40) homolog, subfamily C, member 1. The transcript is spliced from 12 exons. The record is from RefSeq and is a predicted model, not a curated record. NCBI's taxonomy places the organism in Eukaryota, Metazoa, Chordata, Mammalia, Carnivora, Odobenidae. Gene Ontology annotation, cellular component: endomembrane system. The coding region runs from base 320 to 1990 and encodes 556 amino acids.